Daphnia magna is the source of this 2446-nucleotide messenger RNA. RefSeq lists its product as uncharacterized. Lineage: Eukaryota; Metazoa; Arthropoda; Branchiopoda; Diplostraca; Daphniidae. The record is from RefSeq and is a predicted model, not a curated record. The transcript is spliced from 4 exons. Gene Ontology annotation, cellular component: membrane. Gene Ontology annotation, molecular function: hexosyltransferase activity. Bases 155 to 1672 code for a protein of 505 amino acids.
GGUUUCGAUCACAAUCCUUCCUCGACUUUGUGUGCGUAUUGCUGGGGGCAUCGAAUUUUGUGUCAGCAGCUAAUCCGUUUCACGACAUGUGCAAGAGCAAGUUGGCAAUCAGUUUAUCAGGAAACCAGGUCGGGACAAGUUGUCGAGAAAACAAAUGUCGUUUGUAUUUAGGAAUAAUAAAGCUUCCACUGUUACACGUGUUAAACACUGGAAGACGAUAAUGGUUCAUUGUCUGAAUUCUCAGCUCUCUUUCACUAGUGUGGGAUUAGUGUUUGCUUUCUGUUGUGUCGUCUACUUCACUUUUCUUUACCCUUUGAUCAACGUAUUUCACGCAGAGAAACAGAUGGUGGCGCCAAAAACGGAUCAGAUGGCAAACUCGAAUCGGACGACUACUAUCACAACGUUAUUGAAAGAAAAGCAAAUUUUAAAAAUAGAUGUUGAAAUGUGUGAAGCCCAGGUGAAAACCCUUGUCAAUUCGUUACAAGGAGAAAAGCGAAAUGAGCUAGCGACAAGUACAUUCGAAGAAAAACUAAAGUUGUGUGAAAAGCAACGGUGGGUGGAAAAUCAAGAGACUGAUAAAAUGGCUGAAAAAUUGCAAGAGGAAAAGAAAAUUUUGGAGGCGAGUGCAACUUUGUAUCGAGAAUUCUUUAAUCACGUGGCGUCCAGUUUACGUAACGCUCCUUACACGGGAGUGGAAAAGUACAUUCGAUAUUCAGUUGCUCGUCUAGGGCUAUUACCUUUAGGCAAUGCAUUACCGAUCAAGUCUGAAUUUGGCCCAGUGAUCAACGAUGUGCUUUCUUUCAAUUACCCAAUUGCAAUUACGCCUUGUCCGGAGAAUGUCAAUCAGAGUGUUUUCAUACCUGUGAUUUCAGCGCCGGACAAUUUCGAUAAAAGACGAAUGAUUCGGCAAACGUGGACCAAGCAUUUGAUGGACGUGUGUGAGAGAGGACAUUUAGGUAGUGCCCGGUUCGCUUUUGUUUUGGGAAUGACUGAAAAUAAUGUGACACAAGGAAAAAUAGAAGAAGAGAGCAAGAAUUUUGGGGAUAUUAUCCAAAUUGAAAUGUCCGAUUUUUAUCGAAAUUUGCCAUUUAAAAUGGCUGGCUUGUUUAAUUGGCUACAUAAAAAUUGCGCCAAAGUUGACUUUGUCUUCAAAGUGGACGACGACGUCUACGUUAAUGUCCGCAAUUUAGCCCAAUUUAUCCACGCUUUCUAUAACCGAUCUGGCAACACUGUAUUCGGUAGAGCAAAUUGGAGUGCGCCUGGACGAGCAGGAAAAUGGAACAUCACUUUUGAGGAAUGGCCAUGGAGACAAAACCCUGCUUACUUUAGUGGGCCAGCAUAUUUGAUACACCACACUGCCAUCGAGCCGUUAUUAGCCGCCAGUCAAACGACACCCAUGAUGCCAUUCGAAGACGUCUAUUUUACUGGAAUUUGUACGGAAAAGGCUGGCCUCAAAAAGAAGUUUUCCAACAGUGUUCUUUCUCUUCACGGUAUUCCAAGCGUGUGUGACCUGCGUCUUAUUAUUGCCUGGGUUGCGACCGAUCACAUGUUGGAUUCGCACACAAUUACCGAUCAAUUCUACCGCAAUGCGACCCAGUGCAUUGUCAAGCAUCUGAAUGGAACCACGUCUACAUUCUACUACACGGAACCUGUCGAAUUCAAGUUCACUUAGUCAACCAGUAAAGUAUCCUGGGUAUUAUUAUUUAUUCUUUUAAUUUGUUCUUAAAGUUAUAAUGCUUGCCAUACAUCUCAUACGCGUAUGGAAACAGCCAUCUUCAGUAGACAAUAUUUCAUGACCGAUAACUUGUGUUGCUUGAAAAGGUACAGCCGGGUCGAAAUAUAUCGAAAUAUAAAAGUUUUUGAUUGAUCAUGAACGCCAAUUGAGGAUGCUAAAACUGGUGGAGAAAUAAAUCAACAAUCACUUUAUUGUUGAACACAGGAAUGUUGAUGUAUUUCUCUGUCAGGUUGGGCAUUAAUCAUAGUCAAUGAAUAAUCUUAAAUUCGCUACAUUCUCCACAGGUAUGCAGUAUAAACUUUUAUAUUCCCAAUUCAAAGGCCAACAUUCCUUCUGAAUAUCCAAGAAAGAAAAUAUUUUGAUUACCAAAGUAUAUCGUCUUUCUGGUUCGUUGGAAGAAAACUGCAAAAGAUUAACAGAUGGUGGAGAUAACCGAACGUCUACGAGGUUUCACGCUGUUAAAUGAAAGGACAAACGCGCCGCGGAAUCCCAUCUGACGGAGCAACUUACAAAUAAUAAUCGAUACAUGAAUAUUUUGACAAAGCUUGCAUUUUAAUUUUAAAUUUUAGUUGCGCGGCUGAGAAUUAAUAGAAAUGAUCUCUCUACUAUUAAUCAGCCAUAAAUAUGUCCAGCUCCGUACGAUUGUGUUAUUAUAACUAUGCAUUGUGAACCUAUUAUUUCUUGUCGCAAAUAUACAUUUUUGGUAUUCAA